Messenger RNA from Microplitis mediator, 2828 nucleotides. It is a transcript of the gene Npl4, whose product is annotated as nuclear protein localization protein 4 homolog. Gene Ontology annotation, biological process: ubiquitin-dependent protein catabolic process. NCBI's taxonomy places the organism in Eukaryota, Metazoa, Arthropoda, Insecta, Hymenoptera, Braconidae. Gene Ontology annotation, molecular function: ubiquitin binding; ubiquitin protein ligase binding. The coding region runs from base 245 to 2215 and encodes 656 amino acids. The record is from RefSeq and is a predicted model, not a curated record. The transcript has 12 exons. Gene Ontology annotation, cellular component: nucleus.
UCGCCCAGUAGACGAGUUGACUCGGCAGAAAUUUUCCAUCUGAAACACGUACGGAUUAAAUAUAUACAUAUAUAUAUAUAUAUAUAAUAAUAUAUAGACGGAGGCAAGUGUUAAGGCGCACUCUACUCUUGAUAAUAAUAACCCAUUGAAAACAGCGCACUGGUAAACUUUGCGGAUACCCAGACAACCGGAUUCAAUAUACACUGAAAUAAAGAACAGCUGAUGCAUCAGAGUCACCGGCGAAAUGUCAAAAUCAUCAAGACAAAUUACGCUACGAGUUCAGUCACCCGAAGGAACAAAAAGAAUUGAUGUUGAUCCUACAGACACUGUCUGCAGUCUUUUUGAAAAGAUUUAUGAGUUAUUUCAAUUGAAAAGUUUUGGGUUCAGUUUAUUCAAACAAAGAAACCACAAAGAUGAACUUAUAUCCAGCAAAAGUAAAUCAGUUUCUGCGUGCGGACUUGGACAUGGUGACAUGGUUUAUCUUGCUCCAGUUAACGGUACUCUUCUUUGGAAUUCUCCCUCAACUAGUGCCGCAGAUCCAAGCCCAGUUCCCAUGGAUGUGACACCAAGUACCAGCAAGGGUUUGCCAUCAACAUCAACGGCAGUGGCAUCAGUACCUGUGACUGUAAGACCUGUAACCAAUUUGGAGAUCGAUGACGUGGACGAGCAGCUGUGGAAAAUGGAUGGAAAAAUCCAACGCAAACGCGAUGAAAAACUGUGCAGGCACGGAGCCAAUGGCUGCUGUGUCCACUGCUCACCGUUAGAACCAUUUGAUGAAUCGUAUUUGAGAGAACAAAAUGUAAAACAUUUGUCAUUUCAUUCUUAUCUCAGAAAACUCACUGCCGGAGUUGAUAGAGGAAAAUUCCUACAACUGGAAGACAUCAGCUGUCGCAUAAAAAGAGGAUGCAAAGAUCAUCCACCUUGGCCACGUGGUAUUUGCAGUAAAUGUCAACCAAACGCAAUAACGCUCAAUCGUCAGCCUUACCGUCACAUUGACAACGUUGUCUUUGAGAACGCGAGUUUAGUCGAGCGUUUCCUCAAUUACUGGCGGAGCACAGGACAUCAACGCUUGGGUUAUCUGUACGGUAGAUACGAAAUUCACUCAGACGUUCCUCUGGGAAUACGAGCUGUUGUCGCUGCGAUAUAUGAACCUCCUCAGGAGAGUACAAGAGACUCAAUAUCACUCUUACCAGAUGAAAAAGAGCCAUUAGUCCAAGAAUUAGCCCAAAAACUUGACUUGAGAAGAGUCGGUUGGAUAUUUACUGAUUUGAUUGCUGACGAUGUUAAGAAAGGGACCGUAAAACAUGUCCGGAACAUCGAGAGUCAUUUCCUUUCUGCUCAAGAGUGCAUCAUGGCCGGUCACUAUCAGAACCAACAUCCAAACCCAUGUCGUUUUUCACCCAGUGGAAGUUUUGGUUCUAAAUUUGUCACUGUCUGUGUAACAGGAGACGAUAAGAAUCAAGUCCACAUGGAAGGGUAUCAAGUAUCAAACCAAUGUAUGGCGCUAGUACGUGAUGAUUGUCUAGUACCCACCAAAGACGCUCCAGAACUUGGGUACGUUCGUGAAUCCACAGACAAGCAGUACGUUCCAGAUGUUUACUACAAGGAGAAAGAUUCGUAUGGAAAUGAAGUAUCUAGACUAGCCAGACCAUUACCUGUCGAGUACUUAUUGGUUGAUGUCCCAGCUUCUACACCACUGACACCUCAGUUUACAUUUUUCGCCAGCGAUAAUGUCACUCCUUUCCCUGUGGAAAACAGAUUGGUCGAUGGACAGAUCCAGGAAUUCAAUUCCCUGUGCACGUACAUGCAGCAAUUCGGACCAGAUCAAUUUUUGGAAGCCAUAUCAGACUUUCAUCUGCUACUUUUCAUCACAACAAUGGACAUGCUGCCAAUGAAAGAUCACAUGUCGCCGCUAUUGGAGGCCAUCAGACAGAAUGACAGACAGAAAGCCCUCGAGUGGGCUCGGAGCGAGCACUGGGCGACUGUAGAACAGUUGAUAUCUGCGACGACAGCUUCUGCCCCUCUGGCUUCUCAGUCCGUUUCCUUUGGCAACGACGGCAGCUCAUCUGCUGGUGCUGGAGUUGGAAUCGGCGUCGGCACCGGUUCCAAUGUCAAUGCCGCCUCCACCCAACCGCUGUGGACGUGUCCUCAUUGCACGUUUUUGAAUCCUGCUGAAUUAGGAUCUUGCGAAAUGUGCAGCCUCCCCAGGAUGUAAUAAAUAAUUUGGAUAUUUGGGCAUACCGACGAUUUUUUUUUCUCCCCAUCCUUUGAGUUUUUAUUUUAAUGGAAAUAAUUUAAAAAUUUCUGGACAAUAAUAAAUAUUAAUUUGUUUUUUAUUUUUUUUUCUGUUACUUGCGCAUUUCAAUGCCAAUUAAAAUUCAUUUAGUUAAUUAAUGAUAUUUUAAAUAUUAAAUACUGAAUUAUUAAUUGAUAGUAAUUAAUAAAUGUUGAUAAUAAUUAUAAAAAAUAAAAUUAUUAUUUGGAUUAUUAUUGUAGGAUGCUCCUAUGAGAAGAGUCCACCUUUAAUAAAUUAUGGAAAUAUCCAAGUUUAGAUUAUGAGAGCAAGUGAGAGAUACAUCCGAGCUGUCGACUGAUUACAACUGAUUUAAAUAUUAUCGCGUAACAAAAUAAACUUUUUGAUAAAAAAUAAAUAACUACCAAGGCAACACAUAAUCUUACAAUUUUUAUUUAUAAAACUUUUAAUAAGUGACAAACUGUGAUACAGGAGUGAAAAAAAAAUAACAAAUACUUUGCUUGUAUUAAAAACGAAUAAUUAAUGAGUCGACCUUUAAUUAAUCAAUCAGUUGUAGGAAAAUAUUAACUGGAGU